UUUUUAAUUAAGGCUCCGUAGUGUAACUCGUCAAUGUACAUUAUUGGAAGAAUGAACGUCAAUGCCGUUGCUUUUUCUCGCCCUCCUUUAUCUCUGUCAAUGAUUCCCAGACAUGAUUUAUGGUUCGUCUCCGUCUUUCAGUAUCAUCCAUCAAGUGCCGCCUCUGCCGCAGCGCCACCCGUUGUAAAUCAUUCUGAAAGCCUGUCACUCAUUUCCAUUAACCGUUCCUCUGUCGCACUGGUCGGCACACCCCUUCGCCCCCCGACCCCCCGUUACCACCCUCAUCCCUCCGUCCCCUCCCUCAGUGCACAACCUACAGCCGUGCAAGGUAUCAGUUCCGUGCCGCUGCUUCGUCCGCCUACCUUCUUUUCAAUAAAUUAACGACUCUCCUCUGCUCUCGUGCCGUGAACAAAGAAGAAAAGUCGACGACCUACUCCUCCUCUCUUACCUAGCAAAUGUCACGCAGGAAAAAUAUUGUUGUGCCACUGACUUUUCCUUUGGCAAUAUUUGAAGGGCUGUGACAUGUUUACAAGGCCGCAUUAGUGAGCAAGCAACAUACAGGAUGGUUGUUUUUUACGUCCACAAAUGAUUAAUUUAAGUCUGUAAUACCAAUUCAGAGAUUUAUUUCUGCAAUUAUCUUAAAAAACAUCUAAAAACUGACUAAUUUCUGAAGAUAUGGCAAUUUUUGGGGGAGCGACAGAGACACUUUGGUAAAAGUCCUCUCCCCCACUGUAGUUUUUCAGAACAUAUUCAUAUUAGUGUUUCAGUGCAUUUUGGAGUUACUUUUUUAUUAUGAAUUAUUACUUAAAUGUUAGCUUGCAAGCUUGCUAGCUGAAAGCUACACCUUUUUUUUUUUUUUUUUUUUUCCAGAGUGGAGUGGAUUUAGUGAAAAUAUAUUUCAGCCACAUGACAUUUUGAGGCGAUUUUAAGAACUUGAUGUGUAUUACAUUUCUAUUAAGAGGGAAGACAAAAGUAGCAUCCAUUUAUCAACAUGGUGUGGGUUCAGUCUUCCUACGUUCUAGACUUGCACCAAAAGCUUUUUACAGCUACAUGUAUACCCGUAUGUUGUCCGCACAUAAUGCAUUUCGUAUCAGGUGUAUCCAAUGAUGAUGCACACUUACUUUCUCACAUCUUGUCAUGAUGUGUAUCAAGGUUAAACCAGCUCAAAAUGUGAUCAAAGCCUUGACAUUUUAACUCAGAAUAAUUCAUAGUUUAAUGGAUGUCAAAUUUUGACCUGCAUUAAGCCAUCCGAUUCGGUUAAAUGAAAAUGUCAUCAUGAUUCAAGGUUGUUAGCACUUUGCUGCUAAAAACAAAGUUACAAGUUCUCUUUCCUGUCUCUCUUCUCUUCAAACUAUGUGGAGGAGAAUUUAGACCUUGUGACUUUAUUUUUAUCUGAGUGUCCUAUUGGUCUGAAGAGUUUUAAUGUAUCACAUGGGAGUAUGAUAUACUCCAAUUGUGAUUAUUCAUUGUAUUUCGUUUAUUAGGUGAAAGAAGCGAGCACGAAAGUGUUAUCAGAGGACAGAGAGGAAAAUAGAAAAGGUGAGAGACACAGAAGAAUAACAACAACAACAAGAAUUGCAUUCAAUGCUUAACACCAUUUACCAUUUAAACUAACUAUGACUAUAGUAGUGUUAUCAUUAGCUAAUUGUAUUUCCUGUUGACACCAUUUUGGAGGCCUGAUGAUGGGGUGUCUGAGAAGUGAUUAGGUGGGGUGGAGUGUACACAAAUCAACGUUAUGAGGUGUAGAACCCAGUCUUAUGUCAAUCACUUUUAAGUGCGGAUAUGUUGACACCCUAUUCCAUGCUGCCUGAUCGCUAAUCCUGGCACCGACAGUUUCUCUACUUGAGUGUGUCUAAUUGCAUUCCGUCAUGCAUGAAUUAUAUCAGACUUGUGAUAGUGCUGCAGACAAGUGGAAAUGCUGUGCGGCGGCCGCCCCCCAGCCAAGUAGAGGGGUGAGCCAGCGCAGCCCGUCCCUCCGCCUGCGGCUCCAGCAAGGUGGCUGCCGUCAUCUCCCCGGGACCCAGUGUACAUGCCUGAUGAUGAAGACGUUGAACUUCAUGACUCCAUCAUCGAGGAAGAUGGUGACAACGACACACUGACGGAAGAGGAAUUCUCAGAGAAGGCGAGCCCCAAAGUGUCUGAGGACCGCGAGCUGGACAUCAAGAGCACCAACAGUUACAGCAACCAGAACUCUCCCGCGAGCUUCCUAUCGAACCAAGAGGCAGAGCUCGAGUCGCACCUCAGCGACACCUGUGACAGACUUUCCGACUUUAAGACCUCCUCGCCGAGUGACAUUCAGCCGGAGGAUGAUAGCUCUAAACGUAAAGAGGAGACAGGUAACAGCUUGCAGAAAAUGAGGGCGGCCUAUGCAAACUUUCUUUCAGAUUCCUACUGGACAGGGGUGGGAAUGGAACUAAAAUUAGGCAAACACACCAGCAAAGCCAACUGUGACAGUACCAACGGAAGCGCUAAGAAUGAGUUCGACUGGCACCAGGAUGCUCUGUCAAAGACACUGCAGCAGACGACUUCCCAGAAGCCAACGUCCAAACCUAACCUUUUUAGUUCUGUCCACCUGUACCGGCAAAGCAGCAAACCUUGUGGUUCAGUAUUCACAGGUGCCAGCCGCUUUCGCUGUAAAGACUGCAGUGCUGCAUAUGACACCCUUGUGGAGCUGACUGUCCACAUGAACAAGAGUGGCCACUACCAAGACAACAACCUCAGCAAACAGAGUAAUUCCGCAGCCUCAUCCUCUAAAUCAAAGAAACGCAGUUUGCAGGAUCUGGAAGGAAAGGAGGACGCACAGAAAGUUUUGAAGUGCAUGUUCUGUGGUCAUUCUUUCGACUCACUUCAAGAUUUGAGCGUCCAUAUGAUCAAAACAAAGCAUUACCAAAAAGUGCCUUUAAAGGAGCCUAUACCAGUGAUCACACCCAAACUACUGCCACCAGCAAAGAAGCGCGCCUUUGAAACUGCCAGGCCAUGCUCCCCUGACUCUACUACUGGUGCAUCCGGGUUCAGCGACACCCAACGCGCUGGUGCAGCUUGUAAUGCUAAUAAUAAUCGCUAUGGCUAUCAGAAUGGUGCUAGUUAUACAUGGCAGUUUGAGACAUGCAAGUCACAGAUUUUGAAGUGCAUGGAGUGCGGAAGCUCCCAUGACACCCUGCAGCAACUCACCACGCAUAUGAUGGUGACCGGGCAUUUCAUCAAGGUUACCAAUUCUGCUUCCAAGAAGGGUAAACAGCUCGCACUCGACCCUCUGGCUGUGGAGAAGAUCCAGGGGUUAACUGAGCCCACUGCAAGUGAGCAAGAUGCAGAAAAGUUGUCUCCUAAGAAUGUUUCUCCUGUAAGCAGUGAAAGGGACAGCCAAGGGGAAGUUGCAUCAGAAAAAAUGGAAGAAACUGAAGCAAAAGAUGACAAGCAAGAGAGUGAAGAUCAAAAGCCCGGAAAUGGGGAAUUGAAGUACCCCUAUCUCAGGGAGGAAGAUCUAGAGCAGGACUCUGGUGGAGGGGGGGACAUUCUUAAAUCUUUAGCCAACACAGUGGCCUCUGCCAUCAAUAAAGCUCAAACAGGGACGCCAAGUUGGAGUGCCUACCCAAGUAUUCAUGCGGCCUAUCAGAUCUCUGGCAUUAUCAAAAGCACCCCUGUCACCGCUGUGUCACCCCCCACUCAGCUAAAGCAGACAUUCAACCAAAAGCUUAGGACGCUUGCCCCAAAGGGGAAGUGCCAUGGUGCCACGGGCAUUGAAAGUCCCGAGGGCUCUCAUAAAAACUUAGACAUCAAACAAGAAACGGUUGUGAUCAGUGAUGGGAAAGAAAGUCAAAGCUUAAAGCUUGAUCUGAUGGAGACAGAUGACAGCGAUUGUCAGGAUGAUUCCUCUUUCUCUUCAAAGCCCGAUGCAGACUGUGGGAAUGAUGGGAGUGAGCCGAUCAAAGGGAAGCUGAGCCCCAAUUUUUCUGACAGGGGCAAAACUCCGAGCCCUUCUGCCAUUGCUACAGAGCCUCUCAAAGACACUCUGGAUCUCCUUGCUGUAAACCCUCUAAGUGCUCUGCAGUCUGUUCUAAACAAUCAUUUGGGGAAAGCUAAUAAGACUGAUAACUUGCGAGCAGAUAAACUAUCUUCUCAUAUCCGGUCUAUUUUCGCUAACACUAACAAUUGCAGUGACAAGCCUUCGCUAGUACUCGGUAAUCCAGUAAGGAAUAAGAUUAAAGAGACUUUUCGUUUUGCACCUGAUGACCAACCAAUAGACCUGACUAAAGCGAAAAAUGUCAAGCCGAAGUCUUUGCUGCUGCAAUCAUCCACCCCGACGCCACAGAAGUAUGCGCUGUCUGACAUCGCUGACAUGGUCAAAGUUCUUCCCAAAGCCACCACGCCAAAACCCCCCUUGGCACCAAGGCUCCCAGCCAUGAAACUGGAAUCCGACGUCAGACGCUUUGAGGACGUGUCUGCCGAAGUCUACUCAGUACACAAGCGCAAAGGCCGCCAGUCCAAUUGGAAUCCUCGCCAUCUUCUCAUCCUUCAAGCUCAGUUUGCCUCUAGCCUCUUCCUCACCUCUGAGGGAAAGUAUCUUCUGUCUGACCUCGGCCCCCAGGAGCGAAUGCACAUCUCUAAAUUCACGGGACUCUCCAUGACUACCAUUAGCCAUUGGUUAGCAAAUGUCAAGUACCAGUUACGGAAAACGGGAGGCACCAAAUUCCUAAAGAACAUGGACACAGGCCACCCAGUCUUCUACUGCAAUGAUUGUGCUUCCCAGUUCAGGUCUCCAACCACCUUCAUUUCCCAUCUGGAGUCCCAUCUGGGCUUCCAAAUCAAAGACAUGUGUAAAAUGCCUGUGGAGCAUCAGAUUAAGGUGGACGAGGCAGAGCUUCCGAAGGUCCUUGGAGUCCGAGCCUCAGAGACUAUGGUCCCAGAGGAGGACAUUGACUCUAAGUUUAAAUGUAAACUGUGUUGUCGGACAUUUGCCAGUAAUCACGCCGUCAAACUCCAUUUGAGUAAAACUCACAGCAAAUCCCCUGACAACCAUUCACAGUAUGUGGAGAUGGACAAGGAAUAGUUUUUCAUAUGAUAAAUACAGUUCUGUUUUAACACACGGGUCGAACAUUUCAACUAUUUUUCCCAGUUAGCGUUGCGUAGUACUGUAUAUUUGAUGAAGUGGCUGCAGAGACACACUGGUUAGAAAACAUUAGGAGACACUACGACAAAUGUUUGCACCCUGCUCCGAUGCAUAACCAGUAAUGAAUUCUAUUACUGCUUGAAGAAACAUAAAUGCUGAUGUUUGCAUGCGUAGCCACGGCUUUGACUACUAUUUAUUAUUUGUAUGAUACGUCAAGUUUCAAUUGUAUUUUAAAGGCAACAUGAUUAAAAGAUGAAAAUUGUACUUUGCAGCUUUUGAAUACAGAACACCUGAAUACAUGCGCAGCAGGUAGUUCUGUGCAGAUCUGUACAGUCUAUUUCUAUGUAAACAUGUUUUGUGUCGCCAACAUAGAAGAGGGAAAGCAAGUGGGGGAAAGCACUUUAAAGUUUAAUCAUCAAUCUGGAUUCUGUACAAGUCUCAAAAUUCAAGCAUUUCAAAAGCAAAACUUUCACGUGUAAAUUAUGUUUUAAAUAAAAAAGAAACACAUGCAAUGAGGACAAGCUGCAACACAAAUUAUAUCUGUGAUCCCUGCACCUUUUUUACAUAUUCAAUAAAGAGUUAACAUUUGAUAACAGCUUGAAUUGUUUUUUUUGUUUUGUUUUGUUUUUUAAAUCAUUGAACAAUAUAGAGUCAUGGGGUAAAGUAUCAAAACUAUUGUUGUUUCUUCAGUUUCUUAUCCAUUUUAAAUUCACUAAAGGAAUAUGGAUGAAUUUACGUAAUGAUUUGUUCAGCAUCAGACACAUACAGUAUAAGUUUAAUAAACCAAAAUAGCUCAACAGAAUUUAAGAACUGAUAUCAAGCCAUUUUCUAUGGAUUUCAUGACAGCAAAAUCACUGUUCUUUUUCAAGUCUUCCAUUAAUAGGUUUGUACAACCAAAAACAGUGUUUUUCGGCUUGUCGUUUUCUGUCUUUUAGUCAAUUAAUGCAGAAUACCUUUACUGGUACCAGGCAUUACAAUUAAAAAAGAAUUAAAUAAAAGCAAGGUAGUCUUAUUUUUUUUCCCAUGACUGUACUGUAUGUUAAUACA
This is a messenger RNA of Corythoichthys intestinalis (scribbled pipefish), 6154 nucleotides long. RefSeq names its product teashirt homolog 2. Gene Ontology annotation, biological process: regulation of transcription by RNA polymerase II. Gene Ontology annotation, cellular component: nucleus. The record is from RefSeq and is a predicted model, not a curated record. The coding region runs from base 2030 to 5047 and encodes 1005 amino acids. The transcript has 2 exons. Gene Ontology annotation, molecular function: DNA binding; DNA-binding transcription factor activity, RNA polymerase II-specific. Lineage: Eukaryota; Metazoa; Chordata; Actinopteri; Syngnathiformes; Syngnathidae.